Messenger RNA from Hibiscus syriacus, 1041 nucleotides. RefSeq lists its product as uncharacterized. Lineage: Eukaryota; Viridiplantae; Streptophyta; Magnoliopsida; Malvales; Malvaceae. The transcript has 2 exons. The record is from RefSeq and is a predicted model, not a curated record. The coding region runs from base 58 to 441 and encodes 127 amino acids.
UUUAAAAUAUAGUAAUUUAUUAUUCGCAAAGGAUACAAAUCGUAAAUAACGAGAACCAUGACCGUCUCCGAUACUAUUAAUAUUAUUUCCUUCUUUUCUUUUGUUUCAUGGCUAAACUCCACAGCUUUCCCGAGAAACAAACAUGGAGUACAUGGGAGGAGAUUUUACUUGCCUGCGUCGUUCAUCGUUACGGCAGCGACAGUUGGGACUCCGUUGCCAUGGAACUCCAGAAACGAACUUCCACGCUUACCCCUCUCCUGUCAACACAAGUUUGAAUACCUUAAACGCCGUUUCGCUGUAAACGGCGGCGCGACGAUAAAACUACUAAUAACGUCUUCAUCGCCGCCGUUCCUUGGCUUGAUGAGCUCCGGAAACUCCGCGUCGCUGAACUACGCCGCCAAGUCCAACAAUAUGAUCUCUCCAUCGUAUCCUUACAAUUGAAGGUGCAGAAACUGAAAGAAGAUAGAGAACAUAGCUUGAUAGAGAAUGGAAAAGAAACUGGAAAAUCGGAUAUGAAGAGAGAUAAGGAAAGCGAAAAAAUUGAACAAGAUAAUGAACCGAGAAUAAAAUCCGAAGACAGAUUCAUAGCAGGGAAGAGCCCGACCAGGAGAACCAUUCGGGUAAAUGAAUCUAAUUCUACAUAUCUGAAAGAGAAGAGUCCGGGAACCGGGUCGGUGGAAGCGGAAAUUAAACCGUUGGAUAUGAAACGGCGAAGGUGACGCAGAGCGUGAAGCCUGCGGGCGGAGAUUCCUGCAACGGCAGCUCCGGUAGUGUGGCGAAGGGAUCGGCUGAAAACUCAAGGUGAAUUGACCCGAGGGAAACCGGUGAAUCGCCGGAGUCAAUGGUCGAAUCUAAAGGGUAAGAAUCUAAUAGACAGAGCAUCGAUGUACAGAGCACGGCGAGCCUGUCCGGCAACGAAAAUAAAAUGCUGAACCGGAUAAUGAGGAGUUGGACCAAUUUACCACCAUCAAGGAGGUGUCUGCUGAAUCUCAGCCGUUGAUAGAGCUUCUCAAGAUCUUUCGGUGACAUAAAGUCGGCUCA